AUGUCUCGCGACAGCUGUGGACCUCGGGCACCAGAGAAACAUAGCGAGGAAGUACAGCUAGAUACCGAGUAUCCCAAACACAGCCUUCAGGAUUGCCAGGGAAUUUCCGCAUCAAAGCUUUCACCACGCACUUUUGAGUUAAGACUACGACAAGCGGCCCGAUUAUUGCAGGAUCUUCAACAGCUGUCUGCUGUUUCUCUAAACCUGGCCAGCAGAGUCGAUGGAGUCGGGUGGUCGGCCACGCACGAGUACCUUUUCCAGGAGCCGGGAUCCAAAGCCAAGCUUCGUCGAAGAUAUGCAGAGUCAAUGCGACAACUGCUACUCAAGACCUGGCUGCGGCGCUGUGCAGCACAAGAACCUGAAGGUCUCGUCGCGCACAUUGUCAGCUUUGUGCCAGGAUAG
This is a messenger RNA of Symbiodinium sp. CCMP2456, 402 nucleotides long. NCBI's taxonomy places the organism in Eukaryota, Dinophyceae, Suessiales, Symbiodiniaceae. The record is from the annotation of a GenBank genome assembly.